UGUCUCGCCCACUACACACUAAUUAACGUAACUACUGAUCAUCAUAUAUAUAAAUACACCCCAUACCUCACUCUUCCAUAACAAUUCAACCAACCGGACACACCAUCCUUAAUUAACAUAACCUCACCUGAUCAGUUUCAAAAUGGAACAAGAGAAUAACAACAUUGUCCGUGUUGAAAAUGUUGAGCCCACUGGCUCGACAAUGACUACGACUACAGCCACAACUACAACCACAAUAACGACUACGCCUACGCCUACGUCCCCUGGAGAAGACAAGCCCCAAGACCAGAUCAGCAACUGGCUACCCAUCACUGCCUCCAGGAAAGCCAAAUGGUGGUACUCCGCUUUUCACAAUGUCACUGCCAUGGUCGGCGCUGGUGUUCUCGGCCUGCCCUUUGCCCUCUCGCAGCUUGGAUGGGCCCCUGGAGUGACUGCCAUUGUGCUCUCGUGGAUACUCACGUUCUACUCGCUGUGGCAACUGGUGGAGUUGCAUGAGGCGGCUCCGGGGCGGCGGUUCGACCGAUACCAUGAGCUAGGGAUGUACGCGUUCGGGCCAAAGUUGGGUUACUGGACCAUAAUGCCCCUUCAACUCACAGUUCAAGUGGCUUCCACGAUCGUGUACACAGUGACCGGUGGCAAGUCAUUGAAGAAGUCAUUCGACCUUAUGUUUCCAGAAGUGUUCGGCGGAGUCCGGGAGACUUACUUCAUCCUCUUCUUCACGGUGUUUCAACUAGUAAUGUCCCAAAGCCCUAAUUUCAAUUCGCUAAAAGGUGUUUCUCUUCUUGCUGCAAUCAUGUCCUUCUCCUACUCCAUGGUGGCUUGCGUUACAUCCUUCAUCAAAGGAACAGCAGACCACCACAUCCACCAUGUCACCUACGGGGUUAGGUCCCAGACGACCGUAGACAGGACCUUCGACGCAUUGAACGGAAUUGGCACGAUUGCAUUUGCCUUCGCCGGACACAGCGUGGUUCUGGAAAUACAAGCCACUAUUCCCUCCACCGAAGAGAAGCCGUCCAAGAUCCCAAUGUGGCGAGGAGUUUUUGUGGCUUACAUCAUUGUUGCCAUCUGCUAUAUCUCCGUUUCUGUUUCGGGAUAUUGGGCAUUUGGGAUCGCUGUUGAGGAUGACGUUCUUAUUUCCCUCGAGAAGCCUAAUUGGCUCAUUGCUGUUGCCAACUUCAUGGUUUUUCUCCACGUCAUUGGAAGCUAUCAGGUAUUUGCAAUGCCGGUGUUCGAUACCGUAGAAUCAGCUCUAGUACAAAGGUAUGAAUUCAAGCCAAGCCGAACACUGCGACUAAUUGCUCGAAGCAGUUUUGUUGCAUUAGUUGGACUUGUGGGGAUGUGCAUUCCAUUCUUUGGAGGAUUACUUGGAUUCUUCGGCGGAUUAGUGUUUUCUGCCACCUCAUAUUUCGUACCUUGCAUCAUCUGGUUGUUGGUUAAGCGCCCCAAACCAUGGAGCUUCCAUUGGAUUGCAUCUUGGGUGGCAACUGUCAUUGGAAUAUUGAUAGCAGUGCUAACGCCGAUUGGUGGACUUAGACAGAUUAUUCUCUCAUUCAAGACCUACAAGAUUUUUUCUUAGACCUUUUGCUUUUCGGAUUUUGUUUGUAUAUAUUCUAGUUUCUUUCCAAUGGUUUUUGGUUUGGGAGGGAAAUUGCUUAGCUUAACUCUUUUCCUUGAGUUGACUUUUUCAUUCCUUGACUUUGAUUUUUUUUUCCCCUUUUUCAAAUUACGAUUCAAUUUAGAAUUU
This is a messenger RNA of Cucumis melo (muskmelon), 1744 nucleotides long. Its product is annotated as lysine histidine transporter-like 5. Gene Ontology annotation, cellular component: plasma membrane. NCBI's taxonomy places the organism in Eukaryota, Viridiplantae, Streptophyta, Magnoliopsida, Cucurbitales, Cucurbitaceae. The record is from RefSeq and is a predicted model, not a curated record. Bases 143 to 1576 code for a protein of 477 amino acids. The transcript is spliced from 6 exons.